Messenger RNA from Pollicipes pollicipes, 2707 nucleotides. RefSeq names its product protein HID1. The record is from RefSeq and is a predicted model, not a curated record. The transcript is spliced from 16 exons. NCBI's taxonomy places the organism in Eukaryota, Metazoa, Arthropoda, Thecostraca, Pollicipedomorpha, Pollicipedidae. Bases 1 to 1710 code for a protein of 569 amino acids. Gene Ontology annotation, cellular component: Golgi medial cisterna; membrane; Golgi trans cisterna.
AUGCAGGACCAGCACGAGGACGUGCAGACGCCGGCCAGGCGGGGGCCCAACCGGUGGGUGCGCUUCUUCACGUCGUCGGAGAACCGACACGCGCUGCCGCUCUUCACCUCGCUGCUGAAUCUCGUCUGCGCCUACGACCCCGUCGGGAUCGGGCUACCCUACAACCACCUGCUGUUUAACGACAAGCGCGAGGCGCUGAUGGAGACGGCCCUGCAGAUCCUGAUCGUCACGCUCGAUCACGACUCGGCCGCCGGCCGCGCCGACGACGAGGGCUCUCCAGACAACCUCUUCAUCAACUACCUGUCCAGGAUCCACCGCGAGGAGGACUUCGACUUCAUCCUGAAGGGCUUCACCCGGCUGCUGAACAACCCGCUGACGCAGACCUACCUGCCGCACUCCACCAAGAAGGUGCACGCCCACCAGGAGCUGCUCGUGUUCUUCUGGAAGUGCUGCGACUACAACAAGAAGCUGCUGUUCUUCGUGCUGAAGUCGAGCGAGGUGCUGCAGGUGACGGUGCCGAUCCUGUACCAUCUGAACGAGUGCCGCGCCGACCCGGCGCGCGUCGGCCUCAUGCACAUCGGCGUCUUCAUCCUGCUGCUGCUCAGCGGCGAGCGCAACUUCGGCGUCAGGCUCAACAAGCCGUACACGGCCGCCGUCGCCAUGGACGUGCCGGUCUUCUCCGGCACCCAUGGCGACCUGUUGAUCAUCGUGUUCCACAAGAUCAUCACCACCGGCCACCAGAGGCUGCAGCCGCUGUUUGACUGCCUGCUCACCAUCCUGGUAAACGUAUCGCCGUACUUGAAGACGCUGUCCAUGGUGUCGGCCACCAAGCUGCUGCACCUGCUGGAGGCCUUCACCACGCCCUGGUUCCUGUUCUCGGCGCCCAACAACCACCACCUGGUCUUCUUCCUGCUGGAGAUCUUCAACAACAUCAUCCAGUACCAAUUCGACGGUAACUCCAACCUGGUGUACACCAUCAUCAGGAAGCGGCAGGUGUUCCACGCGCUGGCCAACCUGCCGACCGACCACGGCGCCAUCGACAAGUCCCUGAGCAAGCGGUCCAAGAGCGAGCCGUCGCGGCAGGCGUCGCUGGACGGCUCGCGCGCGCCGCCCGCAGACGGGCUGCUGCCAGACCCGACGCUGCUCAAAGCCACGCUGGCGGCCACGCCACGCAUCGACUCGAUGACGGAGAAGGAGUCGGCGCACCCGCAGCCGGCUAACCUGGCCGAGCUGACCCUGAACGGCGUGGCGCCCUUUCGUGUCCGGCAACAGAUCCCCGUCACCAGACAUGGCCUUGGCCCGGGCUCCCCGCUUAGUCAGCGGUCGUCCGCGACGACGGCGGCCGGUGCGGCGGCUCGACCGCCGGCCGAGCGCUGGACACCCUCCGGCCAGUGGGUGAACUCGUGGAAGAACAAGCUGCCGCUGCAGACCAUCAUGCGCCUGCUGCAGGUGCUGGUGCCUCAGGUGGAGAAGAUCUGCAUCGACAAGGGCCUGACCGACGAGAGCGAGAUCCUGAAGUUCCUGCAGCACGGCACGCUGGUGGGCCUGCUGCCCGUGCCGCACCCGAUCCUCAUCAGGAAGUACCAGGCCAACUCGGGCACGACGCUCUGGUUCCGCACGUACAUGUGGGGCGUGAUCUACCUCAGGAACGUCGAGCCGCCCAUCUGGUUCGACACGGAGGUGAAGCUGUUCGAGAUCCAGCGGAUGUAGAGACGCGGGCUCUGCCGCCGCCGCGGCCCGGCCCGGUCUGCCGCCGCGGCCCGGCCCGGUCUGCCGAUGCUGCCCGGCCCGGUCUGCCGCGCGGCCCGGCCCGGUCGGGUCUCCCGAUGCCACCCGGUCUGCCGAUGCUGUCCGGUCUCCCGAUGCCGCCCGGUCUGCCGAUGCUGUCCGGUCGGGUCUGCCGAUGUUGCCCGGUCUCCCGAUGCCGCCCGGUCUCCCCGAUGCCGCUCGGUCGGGUCUCCCGAUGCCACCCGGUCUCCCGAUGCCGCCAGGUGGGGUCUCCCGAUGUCACCCGGUCUCCCGGUGCUGCCCGGUCGGGUCUCCCCAUGCUGCCAGGCUGAGUCGAAGCGCACGGCUGAAGGGGAGGGGGAAGAAGGGUCCGUGGCCGACCGGCUCUCUGUGUAGCCCUACCGACUGCUGCUGGUGCGCUGGACCGGGUGUGGUCUGGUCGCCGAUGGAUGUCGCCCGGGGCUGAACGCCUCUGCUUUAUAUGAGGACUGUUUAAGUGGCCGCUAGUCGUGAUAGUUGAAGAGUUGUAUCCGGUUCCUUCCUGUUGUGAUUGAUCUCCGGCGGUGCUCGUUGCACUUAUUUCUUUGUUUUAUGACAGCUGUUAAAUAUUGUUAUAUUUUUCCGUGGAUGGUCAGUUGAAUGCUUGCUAGCAGGCAGCGGUUUCAUCAUAGUCAGAUAAACUCUCAUCGUAUGUUAAUGGCAAGGAUUUGGGAGAUAGGAAGGUACUGCGAUGGAACUCGCUCUUCUUUGUCAUUCCAUUCUGAGUAUCAGUGUUGGUGCUUUCUCGACGUGCUAUAGGCUCCUGGGAGAAUGUGUUUGAGCUUAUCGUGUAAGCCGCUGUGUUUCUGUGGGUGCUGCUACAGUCGUCGUCUGAAAAAGCUUUAUGGUGCCACUGCUCGGAAGUGUAUCGAUUCAUGGGCGUGGCAGUUCUGGUGGUGGGCGGUGGAUCAUUGAUGGUGAAAUGUAUUUUACGAAUAUG